UAUACGAAAGUGAUAAGAGAAAACACGUCCACUUACGAAAAGACCCGAUAAUUCCAAAAUCGAUUCAAUUGAAUAUAUCAUAUGGCAUUUUCGAUCUGACUUUAUGUUGUCCAGUAUUGAGCUAAGAGUUUGGCCUAAAAGUCCAUAGAGUGAGGUCGUGACUACAUAUUUAUUUGAAAAUUAACAAGAAACGAAACAAAAAUCUUCGAUUUAAAGAAGUUUUCGAUAUUUAUGGCUCUUCCACAACAAUUUUUGACGUGAAAUCCAAUCAAAGAAAGCGUCAAUCAUUUAACAAUGGUCCAACCACUGAAGCUGGUCGAUCUCAAUGAAGACGUAUUGGAGAAAAUAUUUUCUUAUCUGGACAUACAAGAUUUGGUCAAUGUUGUCAACAGUGACAAAGAGUACCUGAACAGCAGUCGCAGCGCAUUUAAAAGGAAGUAUAGAGGUACAUGCAUUCAAAUGCCUUUCGUCAGCAACGAGGUUGACCCAACGCAGCAAUGUGUUUCGAAUGUCGAGCUACUGCGUUACUUCGGCGAAAGUAUGUCCAUCCUAGAGUUCUGUUUCGAUUGCAAUCAUCCAAACGCUCAACGCAUUUUUCAUCUGGUUGUUACAUAUUGUCGCGAAACGUUAACCGAACUCAAAAUGUCACAUCUGUCGUCGGUCGGAUUUCCAUUGAACAAAUCUUUUACCAAGGUACGGAAGUUGACCUUCUCGAGAGGAAAUCCAAAUUUACCAUCAAGCCAGCUUGCCGAAUGGUUUCCAUCGUUGGAGAUUUUGGUUAUCGAUUCCAUCGAAGAUGUUCUUUGGUUAUUGAAAUCGAGUCAGAAAAUCUCCUCGUUGAAAUGUUUAUCGAUUGAUAUAACUAACGAACAUUUCGAUCGCGCAAACAUUCGCGAUUUGAACAAGUUUAUUGCAAUGAAUACCCAGCUCAAUGAAACUUGUUUAAGUUUACGGGACUACAAUGAUCAUCAUUUCAAUGAACCACAGUUGCCAAAUUUACAUGACGACCUGCCUGACGAUUAUAUUCUUCGAUAUUAUUAUCGAUCUCCAAAUUUGGUCAAUUAUUCAACAGUUUUCCCAAAUGAAACAGCGUUCACGUUAUGAAAGAAUUCAAGCAUAAAAGGCGCAUAUGGCGCGUGCUUACUAAACAAUUUUGUCGAAGUAAUCAGCAAUAAUUAAUAAAGAGUUCAAAAUGAAGUGUUCCAUCGA
This is a messenger RNA of Bradysia coprophila, 1209 nucleotides long. RefSeq lists its product as uncharacterized. The record is from RefSeq and is a predicted model, not a curated record. Lineage: Eukaryota; Metazoa; Arthropoda; Insecta; Diptera; Sciaridae.